AUGUCUUUCAUCCCGAAAAAUGCACUCUCAGCUAGCUGUGACGACGCUCUGCUGGGAGUCAAUGAGUUACCAGACUCGGCGUUCACUGCCACCAGCAAUUCCGAGAGUGUUGAACAGUCGAUUGCUGGACUGGGUCCAGGAGUGGAUCAUUCUGCGAAAACUGCCAGGUUAGAGACCAAAGUUCACCUCAUUCUCCUCAUUUUACGCAGAGACAUGCUCACUGGAGGCUGGUGUCCCUCAAGAAAAGUGUCUACAAAUCUCACAGAUUACAUUCAGGUCGACAUGGGAGCGGUGAACGUCAUCACGAAAAUUGCCUUCGGACCCCGAACUGACGUUGCUUAUACUCCGUCCUUUGUGAUUCGCUACAGGCGAGAGGGCAGUAGCGACUGGCGUGAUUACAAGUCCUGCUCUUCUAAUUCCGUGAUUUGCUUAUUGCAUCUCUCUUCGACUCACUGUAGCUUCCACAGCUGUGGUCUCAAGCCCUACAUUCCGCACGAAACACGGCGCUUUCAUGGAACUUUUCCUUCCUCUUUGCAGACCCAUAUCAUCAGCGGAGUGGGAAGUAAUUUUGAUCUCAAACUAAUUCCACUAAAUCCACCCAUCAUUGCCCGAUGGGUUCGUGUUUAUCCAUUCAGUCGAAAAGCCAUGUUCGUUUGUGCCAAAUUCGAGUUUUACGGCUGCCGGUUCUCCGAGGAACUGGUGGAAUACAAGAUUCCAGACGGCAGCGAUUUCCAUUUGAACUCCUUCACUCCUCCCCUCAACCUCCACGACACCUGCUACGAUGGACAGCGAGACCCCCGAGGUGGUGUUUUGCACAACGGCGUCGGUUGCUUAGCGGACUCCCGUGUCUCCACAUCGACUGAAGCACUUCGGCUACCACCGUGGAAACACGACGGCACAUCUUCAUCCAACGCCGCAUCCUCAACAAUGGACUGUCUUGUUGGAUGGAAUCGCUCGCAGUGGGAAGAGACUCGACGGUCAACGACAACAGCAGUUGAUCUUGUCUUUCGGUUCUCUGGAGUGCGGAUUUUCGACACACUUCAUGUCUACGCACUAAAGGCACCGUCGCGAAAGAUUGGAAUACCUCGACGCAUAGAAGCCUCCUUGAGUGUGGAUGGAUUAACGUUUCCCGCCACACCGGACGUAGUUUUGGAUACCCAAGCCUUCUCUCUCCAACCGCUGGUUGUAGAUCUUAAAAAGAAGAAUGGACGGGUGGUUCAAGUAAAGCUCUUCUUUGAUGACGAAUGGAUUGUCCUUAGCGAAGUGCGAUUCAUCAGCACUGCAGCAAUUGAAAACAGUCUCAGCGGUCAUGCAGUAGGGAGUGAGGGCUCUCCCAAUCUACGAUUUGAUGAGUCUGUCUGCCUAUACACUCACUUUCCUAGUAAUAAUCUCUACACAAUUUCCAUGCGUUGCAUAGAAAAAUCUCCCUCGCCUCCGUCCUUGGUUGUGGAAGCACAGUAUCUGCCACCUUCGGACAAGACUAACGCCGACAAUAGCAUCACUCACAACUCCAAAGCAGGUAACAUUGACGGUGAGGGUGAGGAUUACAACGACUUCAUUAAUGAAGCCAAUGGCGGUCCGCUGCGAGUUCUCGAUCCACCUCCCUACCAGGGACCCACAAUGCUCGUGCUCAUCCUCGUCUUCCUCUGUUGCUUCAUGAUUCUACUAGUGGGUGUUGCCUGUUUCUCCAUUGUGUGGAUGCAAAAACGUCGCAGAAAACGCCAUCAAGGUUUGCGGGGUGAACUACGGUCUGCAAAUGGGAAAUUACUUAAGGCUCAGUCUGGUAGUGCUGCCUUUUUUCGGUGGCCAGGUCUCUCACUUACCAACGGUGGUGGUGGUGGCGGUGGUGGUAGUAGUAAUGGAGGCGCUGGCUGCACCACAGCAAAUGCUGCUUCUCAGCCAUCAUUUGAAGGCAGUGGUUUGGGACAUAUGGCAGUGGUUAAUGCUGGACGCUUGCGACAACCAAAGCCAACGUGCUGUAGUGAGAGGCUCGACUCUAACUUCGGUGCCUUAUUUUCAGAUUUCGACUGUGCAAGUUCCAGCCUAUUAAGCCAUCAAGUCUCCAGCACGUCUCCUUUCAUCAUCUGUAAGAAUCCGCAUUCACAAGCUGCUCUAACACCCCCUUCCCUUAACCUCACACAACUCACCAAAAAUCCAGGUUUUCGUGACGGUGCCUUCUUCGCAUACACCGGUAUUCCUGCUCUUCCAGUGGAUCCGAAUGGAGGUAAUGGGGUCGGUGGACGUCCACUUGCUAAGCGUCUUCUCACUUCCAUGGCGGCAAAACUCUUUCGCUCGCGUUGCACAGGCAAGACCGGUGCGGCGCGGAUUUUGUCCCCAUCGGCCCAUCAGUAUGAGCAAGUACUGGCCCAGUCUGCGCACUCCUCACCUGUAAUGACCUCCACCGCAGCCGCUGCCUUUCAGUCGCAACCUACCGCACCCACACGAAAUGAGACGACCCUGCAGUCUUUCCCUGUUACUUCGCUACCUGUCCAUGCAGCCAACGGGUUGAUUCAAAUUGAUCUCAAGCGCAGCCACCCCUCUCUCAUUGUAAACGGUCAUCCUCUGCUACAAUUCCAACAGCCGCAACAACAAAGCUCCGAUAACAGUAACCGUGGAGCGAACUAUUUUUCCACCUUCAAUACUCGCCAGCAUGACUCUUCCGUAGUGUAUCAAAGCGUUCAUGGUGAAUCCGACGCUGAUAGUUUGGCUGCAAGCACAAUGAGUCCAGAGUACGCUUCGGCAAGUCUUCUUGGUGGGCAGAGUGGAAAUGGACUACCCUUUAUCGCCGGAAUAGGAGGGUGGGGAGUGGGAGAGUAUUCUACGGCACACCGCCAAUUGGUAGAUGCGGCCACAUCAACUCAGGCGAUCAUUCAACCUUUCUAUGCGUCGCCCCCUUCACAUCAUCAACAACAGGGUCCUGCUUCUGCCAAUGCAGCUGCUGCUGCCGCAGCUGCCGCAGCUGCUGCUGCGUAUGCGUGGACAUCACCGACAGGGACGUUCAUUCAAAGAUCCCUCUCGCAACAACAGUUCCACCAGCCCUUUUGGACUACCCAGCCAGGCAAGUAG
Hydatigera taeniaeformis is the source of this 3066-nucleotide messenger RNA. Lineage: Eukaryota; Metazoa; Platyhelminthes; Cestoda; Cyclophyllidea; Taeniidae. The record is from the annotation of a GenBank genome assembly.